AUGAGUCUGCAUACUGCCAGUCACCUCAGGCUGCUGGCUACGCGCCCAAAAGUAGUAAUCACGCUAGAGGAGCAAAAAGGGCCUUCAUCCGCUGUCUAUACCACGCUGGAUAGAGUGAAUGGAACGGCCAUCAUCUGCGUUGACCGUGACACCUUGUGUGACAACAUCGACAUAACCUUCGAGGGAACAUCCGAAACCUCCCUCGAACGGGCAACCAGACUCUCCGGUCGAAGAAACACAACCCAUACUUUCUUGACACUCCGCCAACCAAUCGAACAUGACGACCACCCCGGUUCUCUUCUGCUGAAAGCAGGCAAGAUAUACAAAUAUCCAUUCACCUUUGUGGUUCCCGAAUUCCUGCUUCCCCAAGCAUGUUUUCAUGGAAGACAUUGGGACUGCAUCGAGAAGGAGCACACUAAGCUUCCUCCGACUUUUGGAAGCGUGGAUUCGGGGAAGGUCGAUUCAAUCUUAAGGAGCCUUUCAUCCGAGCCUUGUCAGAUAUCAUAUCAAAUACGUGUUCGCGUGUCGAAGGGCUCAUUGCGAUCAACCAAGGCUCCGAGGACUUUGGUUGAUGCGUCUAAGAUGGUACAUGUCAUUCCAACUUCUCCAGGGAUAUUAGACUCAAAGUCAGAUUAUGAUCACCUCCUGCAGCCAGAGCUUGCCGGUAACGGACUCGAUAAACACCACCUUGACCGGCUGUCUGUGACUGCCUCACAGCCAAAGAGAGUCCUAAUUGAUUCUGAGAAUGACAUGGAACGUGACAAAGGCACGGUUACUACCAUUCACCUGCGAUACGACCCUAUGGAGAGCGAGGACCCUCCUCACCUGGCCAAACUAUCGACAAGUCUCAAUGUGUUGACUAACAUGAAGUCACUUCCGUGGACUGGCAAUGUUUCUCUGGGCUGUGAUGAAGAGCAUCACUAUCUAUCCACUGAAGAAAUUGCCCUUUCGUCAUUCUCCUUGCAGUCCAAUGAGUGGGCGAAGCACUCUCCUGCUGGUCUAGUCGGUAAAGAAAUAGAAAGAGUCUACUACAUUGCCUCUAUCACGGUGCCAGUUCUACUGCCAAGGGGCAAACACUUUAGUCAGACCUUUGACUCAUGUCUCAUAUCUCGCUUUUAUACUCUGAGGCUAUGUCUUUCAGUUCAGUCUCCGAAAGGGAGGAUCUCAACACCGACAAUCGCGUUUGAAUUGCCCGUCACUGUGACCUCUACUUGACUUUUUUAAUAUACAAAUUGAAUGCGUUCUAUCCUUGCUAUAUAUCACCCUUCUAUUUUCCAGGAGUUAUUAUACUUCGACUUCACAUCAAUAUAGUCCCACGCGAAGAUAUAAACGCAUUCUUGAGCAUUGCCCUGGG
Molecule: messenger RNA, 1354 nt
Organism: Aspergillus wentii DTO 134E9
Lineage: Eukaryota; Fungi; Ascomycota; Eurotiomycetes; Eurotiales; Aspergillaceae
Exons: 2
Coding region: 1-1215 (404 amino acids)
Source: RefSeq, a predicted model, not a curated record